CCUUCCAGGUUAGCGCGCCCCGGGGGACCCCAGAGGGAAGGCCGGGCGUCUGCGGCCGGGGAAGCGGGUCUGCUGCCUGGAGCUCUGUGAGGCUGACGACGCAGGAGGAGGACUCGGUGUUCUGGGUCAAGCUUUGGCGGGCUACAGGUGCAGCAUGUCUCGUCUGGGCGCCCUGGGCGGCGCCCGUGCCGGGCUGGGGCUGUUGCUGGGCGCCGCCGCCGGCUUGGGAGUCCUGUGCGUCCUUUACAGCCAGCGGUGGAGACGGACUCAUCGCCACGGCCGGAGACAGAGCCUGCCCAACUCCCUGGACUACGUACGGACGACAGAGCCCGGACGCCAGGCAGUGCUGUUGCGGGCCGUCCCGGGUGAGGCCGGAGAUGCUGCGGUGCUGCCCAGCCUUGCCCAGGAAGGGCAGGAGAAGGUGCUGGACCGCCUGGACUUUGUGCUGAACAGCCUGGUGGCGCUGCGGCGGGAGGUGGAGGAGCUAAGGAGCAGCCUGCAGGGGCUCGCCGGGGAGAUCGUGGGGGAGGUCCGAUCGCACAUAGAAGAGACUCAGAGAGUGGCUCGGCGACGAAGGUUCCCAUUUGCCCGGGAGAGAAGCGACUCCACUGGCUCCAGCUCUGUCUACUUCACGGCCUCCUCGGGAGCCACGUUCACUGAUGCGGAGAGUGAAGGCGGUUACACAACAGCCAAUGCUGAGUCUGACUACGAGCGGGACUCUGACAAGGAGAGUGAGGCUGGGGAAGAUGAAGUGAGCUGUGAGACUGUGCAGAUGGGCAGAAGGGACUCACUGGACCUCGAGCUGGAGCCGGAGGCGGCGGCUGCUCUGGGCGCUGCUGGUGACUCCUCGGACCUGGGCGACCUGGUGCCACUGCUGCAGCAGGUGGACCAGCUGCACCUGGGCAGCGGCCCCGACAAGCAGGAGGCCUUCCAGCUGCUGCUCAACAACAAGCUAACGUAUGGAAACCGGCAGGAUUUUCUGUGGCGCCUGGCUCGGGCCUACAGUGACAUGUGUGAGCUCACCGAGGAGGUGAAUGAGAAGAAGUCCUAUGCCCUGAAUGGGAGAGAAGCAGCAGAGGCCGCACUGGAGAAGGGGAAUGAGUGUGCCGAGUGUCACCAGUGGUACGCGGUGCUUGCUGGGCAGCUGGCUGAGCAUGAGAGCAUCCAGCGGCGCGUCCAGAGUGGCUUUAGCUUCAAGGAACAUGUGGAUAAAGCCAUUGCUCUGCAGCCGGAAAAUCCUAUGGCUCACUUCCUUCUGGGCAGGUGGUGCUACCAGGUCUCUCACCUAAGCUGGCUAGAAAAAAAAACUGCUGCAGCUUUGUUUGAAAAUCCGCCCAGUGCCACGGUGCAGGAGGCCCUCCACUGCUUCCUAAAGGUUGAAGAAUUACAGCCAGGAUUUUCCAAAGCAGGAAGGGUAUAUAUUUCCAAGUGCUGCCGAGAACUAGGGAAAAACUCUGAAGCUAGACGGUGGAUGAAACUGGCCCUGGAGCUGCCAGAUGUCACCAAGGAGGAUUCAGCUUUCCAGAAGGACCUGGAAGAACUAGAAGUAAUUUUAGGAGAGUAAUCACACUUCAAGGGCCUUAUGGCUUAAGGGAAAACAAGAAAAUCAAGGCCUUUUGCCCUCAGACCCAGCUGAGAUCAGGGAACCCACUGACACAGGAUUAAGGUGGGUCUUGACUGCUGAGUGCAACCCACUGCCAUUCCCCAGUUUGUUAAAAUCUGUCUAAUCAGACACUGGGGGAGUACCUGUGGCCUCGUUUCUGUUCUCUCCCUUAAGUGAAUUCUUGAAAAAUCAAGUUAGUUGGGGCCCUUCGAAGACUGCUUGAGCUUUUCCAGUUGCUGGUGAGAUGGAUGAGCUAAUGGAACAAAGCACAGAAGGCAUCGCCACUCUAAUCUUUUUUGCUGAUGAAUACUUAACACCUAAGACCAUACCCUACUCACCAGGGCAAACAAUGUCAGGAGCAGGCCUGAGACAGUGUUCUCAGCGCAUGCGUUCUACCUGUAUUCCUCAGCUGAGGGGCUGCAGUUCCAAAGUCUUAGCAGUUUUUGGAUUAUGAAGUUGGCAAAGAGUUUGAUACUGUGAAAUGAUGACUUAAAGAGUUACCUAGAAUAUAUUUUGGUACAAAUUUAAAUAUAAUGAUUUUUAAUCAAGUUUAUGUUGUUUCAUUUACCUCCUUCUAUGGUUCAUUGCAGACAGGCAGAAAAUUUUAGUAGAUUUAAGACAUAGGCACGGCUUCUCCACCCCUCACAUUCGUUCCCAGGGCCAACAGUAAAAAUGACCAAAGAAAGUGUGUUACUAAGAACUAGCCUUUCACGCCGACUUUGUCACACCACCUGGAGUAUUUUAUGGAACAAAACCAGAAAGAUCCGAGACAUACUCAAGUUUUGGCUGAGAGCUGGACUGGAAGUCCUAACCAAUAAAGGCAAUAAAACUGGACAGAAG
Molecule: messenger RNA, 2443 nt
Organism: Ochotona curzoniae (black-lipped pika)
Lineage: Eukaryota; Metazoa; Chordata; Mammalia; Lagomorpha; Ochotonidae
Gene: RMDN3
Product: regulator of microtubule dynamics 3
Exons: 13
Coding region: 155-1564 (469 amino acids)
Cellular component (GO): mitotic spindle pole; cytoplasm; spindle microtubule
Molecular function (GO): microtubule binding
Source: RefSeq, a predicted model, not a curated record